Molecule: messenger RNA, 893 nt
Organism: Xenopus tropicalis (tropical clawed frog)
Lineage: Eukaryota; Metazoa; Chordata; Amphibia; Anura; Pipidae
Gene: nrarp
Product: NOTCH regulated ankyrin repeat protein
Source: RefSeq, marked validated
GUUGAGACCUUCUCCCUGUUGAGACCUUCUCCCCGUUGAGACCUUCUUGGUGGACCUUCUCCCCGUUGAGACCUACUGAAUCUGGUGAGCUUCUCCUUGGACCCCCUUAUUCUUCCUGGACCCCCUUUAUUCUCCUUCCCAGCAGCCCCCCCCCCCCCCCCAGCCAUGAGCCAGGCCGAGAUGUCCACCUGCUCCACGCCCCACACCCAACGGGUCUUCCAGGAGGCGGUGCGGAAGGGCAACACCAAGGAGCUUCAGUCCCUCCUGCAGAACAUGACCAACUGCGAGUUUAACGUCAACUCCUUCGGCCCCGAGGGCCAGACUGCUCUCCACCAAUCGGUGAUCGACGGGAACCUGGAACUGGUCAAACUGUUGGUAAAGUUUGGGGCGGACAUUCGGCUGGCCAACCGGGACGGCUGGAGCGCCCUCCAUAUAGCCGCCUACGGGGGCCACCAAGACAUUGUCCUCUACCUGAUCACUAAGGCCAAAUACUCGUCCAGCAGCCGAUAAGCCGGGCGCCGAGUGCCGGACUCGGACACAUUCCAACACUCCCUGCCCCUGAGUGUGAGUGUGAGCGUGAGUGUGAGUUUUGAGGGGGGUUGGGGAGUGCCAAUUGGAUCAUUUCUCUUUUAGUUCCCCUUUAAAUGUCUUAAUGAAUAUUAACAGCUGCUUCAGUUCUUUUGUAUUGUGACCCCCCCCCCUCUGAAAUGUUUAUUUCCCCUUUAAAUUUGUAAGUGGGGUAACGUCAGUCGGGGGGGGGGGGUUGUUUUUAAGGUACAACGGAGAGAUUGUGGGGGGGGGCGCCGGGGGUGUAUAUAAGUAUUUAUAUAUCUGUCUCCGAGAGCCCCGCAAAUAAAUUCCAACUUGUUUUUGUAAAGAAACAAACAAAAAAA